UAUCCAGUUUAGACGGCUUCAGCUCAGAUCUGUGACUGUGUGUCUUGGAUUACUGUGCGCUGUCCUGUUGGCUGGUAACAUUGGUCAGAUGAUCUUCUAUGCCAGCCGACACACUUACUGUGCAGAGAGAGAACAGCUAGAGGCCGGACUGAAAAACCUCACUCAAGAAAAAGACCAAUAUGAGCAAAGUUGCACCACCUUAAAACUAAAGAACGAUCAAUUACAGACAACUUACAAUGACAUGCGGAUGAAUCUGGACGGGUUGGAGGCCAAUCACAGUGACCUGCAAAGAGAAAAUGAUGAGUUACACACUUUUCUUCAUCAGCUACUGAGCAAUUACUCUUCACUGAGAGUGGACAACUACAAGUUGCAAAGAAGCUACAACACAUUGAAUAUUAGUGCAAUUCUCCUUCAGACCAACUACAAUUCAUUGCAGAAAGAGAAAAGACAAUUACAAACCAACUAUGACGCUCUGCAGAGUGCCAAAGCGCAGUUACAGACCACUUUCAGUAAUCUGGCUGCUGUUUGCAGAGAGCUGGGCGAACAGUACCUGGCCACUCUCAAGAAUAUGACCGCCAAAAUGAGAACCAUGCUCUGUCAGACGGGCUGGGAGAAGCUGGACACCAACUGUUACUUCGUUUCAACAGUGAAGAAAAACUGGGCGUCAAGCAGACAAGACUGCAUCGCCAAGGGAGCAGACCUGGUCGUCAUAGACAGCAGGAUUGAACAGGCGUUCGUCAACGUGCUGCUGAAAUCAGGCCAAAAUGCCUGGAUCGGUCUGACUGACAGUGAGACAGAGGGGACUUGGACGUGGGUGGACGGGACGCCAGUGACCACGACGUACUGGCAGGCCGGGCAGCCCAACAGCCACGGCGGGAACCAGGACUGUGGGGAAGUGCUGGAGACGUCAUCUGGAGUGGGAGAAUGGAACGAUGACGCCUGCUCUGGUGAACAAACGUAUAUCUGUGAGCUAUAA
Molecule: messenger RNA, 976 nt
Organism: Chelmon rostratus (copperband butterflyfish)
Lineage: Eukaryota; Metazoa; Chordata; Actinopteri; Chaetodontiformes; Chaetodontidae
Product: C-type lectin domain family 4 member E-like
Exons: 5
Coding region: 89-976 (295 amino acids)
Source: RefSeq, a predicted model, not a curated record